AGAUAUGUCCCUGUCGUUGCUGCCCAAGGAGAUCCGCCUCCAGAUUUGGGCUCUUGCUUACUUUAAUGAGCCACCUCGAUUUGUUGCGCUGGAAACGAAGCCGCACGAUGAAGACCAUGACGAAGAACACUUUUGCCCGCGAUACUCUCCUAGCCCUGCCCCUUUGAUGGUGAACCUCUGUCACGAAUCACGUGCGGAAGCUCGCUAUCAAGCGCUUAAAUCAAAUCACAUCGUAGAACUUCCAUCCAGUGUCACGGGUACAAGCUGUGACGAGUUCUACUUCCGUAUCGACACCGAUAUACUGUUCCUUCAGCUAGAAGGCCCCCGCGUUAAACACUAUGACUGCUCACCAGAAGUGGGACUGCUGUCUCACUUUGGUAUUGCAACUAGGUGUGACGCCAAGAUGUUACAAAACGUGGCCAUUACGAAAGUGAUCUUGAACGGUUUCCGAGACGGCAGUCUAUCAAAUGUGUUGCGAGACUUCCCAAAGAUCUCACGCAUGGUCAUGAUGCUCACAGAAGACAUAUGGAAGGAUGACAUGGAGAAAGAGUUAUUCGUUCGGGCUGCGGCGAGGAUUGUGCGCAUGUAUAAGAUUGACCUCAUGGCACACGCUCGCAAAAUUGGAGAGCCUUUCAAACCCCAUCCCUUUGAUGUCGACUUUGGAAGACUUUUAUUUAGCCAGCUACAUAUAGUGCCAAAAGAUGUCUGGAUAGAUUGGAGUGAUGGAGGAGAUGAGUGGGUGACGUUAGCUAACUCUGAGCCAUUUUGGUAAAUUCUAU
This is a messenger RNA of Pyrenophora tritici-repentis Pt-1C-BFP, 779 nucleotides long. RefSeq lists its product as uncharacterized. NCBI's taxonomy places the organism in Eukaryota, Fungi, Ascomycota, Dothideomycetes, Pleosporales, Pleosporaceae. The record is from RefSeq and is a predicted model, not a curated record.